This is a messenger RNA of Cucurbita pepo subsp. pepo (vegetable marrow), 2836 nucleotides long. RefSeq names its product lysM domain receptor-like kinase 3. Gene Ontology annotation, molecular function: ATP binding; transmembrane receptor protein kinase activity. Lineage: Eukaryota; Viridiplantae; Streptophyta; Magnoliopsida; Cucurbitales; Cucurbitaceae. Gene Ontology annotation, biological process: innate immune response; protein phosphorylation. The record is from RefSeq and is a predicted model, not a curated record.
AGAGGACUUGGCAGUCUACCUAUUAUUAUGAUCACUCCCCACUUUUACCCAAAUUCAAAUGCUCUUCUGUUCACUGUUUUUUUCACUCCAACCCUCCUUGCCCCUGUGUCCACACCUCAUUUUCUUCCUCCUCCUCCUCCUCCUCCUUACUUCUUUAAACUCUGCCCCUUUCCCCUCGUUUUGAGCUCCAAAUCUCCACUUUAUUCGUUCAUUCAUCUUCUGGGUAUUCCCCAUUUUCCCUAUAUUUCUUCCCUUUCUCUUGGUUUUUCUCUGAUUCUUUACAGAUUAUGAUUUUUGUUUAUUGGGGUUUCGUUUUCUGACUUACCCACAUAGAGUUCUUCUUGUUUCCUUAAGAUUUGUGUAUGUUGAAUUUUGAUCCACCUUUGUCUGCCACUAAUUUCUGUUCUUGACUGUUCCACUCACUAUCUUUAUCCGCGAACUUUGGAGCUGGAACUCAAUGUUUUCAUCAAUGAAUCCUGUACGAUUUUCCAGUUUGGGCUUCCUUCUAUACUUUGCCCUUCUUCUUCAACAUCAUUCCCUCUGUUCCUCUUAUCCCAUGCCCUUAAAUUGUACGGAUACGACCCGUUUAUGCACCUCGUUUCUGGCCUUUGAGCCUCGCCCAAAUCAGACCCUUUCUGUGAUCCAGAGUAUGUUCGACGUAUUGCCUGAAGAUGUUACUGUCGAAGGAAAUGGUCGGGAUUACGUGUUUAUCAGGAAGAACUGCUCCUGUGCUUCUGGGUUGAAGAAAUAUAUAACCAACACAACUCUUACCAUCAAAUCCAAUCGAGGGUAUGUCUAUGACAUAGUCAUGGAAGCGUAUGAUGGGCUUGCGUUGUUGCCCAAUACAACCCGAAUGGCGAGGAACGGUGCUGUUGUGUCUUUGAGGCUGUUUUGUGCCUGUUCAAGUGGGUUGUGGAACUAUUUGAUGAGCUAUGUGAUGAGAGAUGGCGAUACCAUAGAGUCUUUAGCUAGCCGAUUUGGGGUUAGUAUGGAUAGCAUUGAGUCGGUGAAUGGAAUUGAAAAUCCAGGCAAUGUCACUGUGGGUGCUUUGUAUUAUAUUCCCUUGAAUUCGGUUCCUGGCGAUCCUUAUCCAUUGGAGACAGACAUUUCUGCUGCUCCUGCUCCAGCUCCUUCCUUUACUCUGAACAAUUUCACAGAUAAUGCUGAAACCCCCAAACGUGAUCCUCCAUAUAUAUGGAUUGUUGGAAGUUUGGGAAUUAUUCUUGUUCUGAUUUUAGUUGGCAUAGUAAGUUAUGCUUGCUUCAGGUGGUUGAAAUGCUUUUCUAGAUCAAGGAGUAGCCACUCCAAAGAUCCCGGUGGCAAGGUUCCCCACAAGUUCCAUAUUCUUGGCAAGUCAAGUUUCUGCUGUGCUUCAGGAAGGUACAUUUGCUGCAGUUCUGCAGCUUGGAAGCAAGCCAACGGGGAGUCUAGUGACAACCAGAGUGCAUUUCCGAAAGUUAUCGAGAGCAAUGUAUUUGACGUAGACAAACCUGUGGUUUUUUCAUACGAAGAAAUUUUUUCCUCAACCGAUGGUUUCUCUGAUUCGAGUCUACUUGGCCAUGGAACUUAUGGUUCAGUGUAUUAUGGUAUCCUGCGUGAUCAGGAAGUUGCUAUAAAAAGAAUGACUGCAACAAAAACUAAAGAGUUCAUGGCAGAGAUGAAAGUCCUGUGCAAGGUUCAUCAUGCAAACCUGGUAGAAUUGAUUGGUUAUGCAGCCAGUGAGGAGGAGCUCUUCCUUAUUUAUGAAUAUGCUCAAAAAGGUCCCCUCAAAAGUCAUUUACAUGAUCCUUUGAACAAGGGGCAUACGCCACUAUCUUGGAUUAUGAGACUCCAAAUUACUUUAGAUGCUGCUAGAGGUCUCGAAUACAUUCACGAGCAUACUAAAACUCAUUACGUCCACAGAGAUAUCAAGACAAGCAACAUCUUACUUGAUGGUUCUUUUAGAGCAAAGAUUUCUGACUUUGGGUUGGCCAAACUUGUUGGAAAAACAAAUGAGGGUGAAGCUACUGUAACGAAAGUUGUCGGUACAUACGGUUACCUGGCUCCUGAAUAUUUGAGUAAUGGGCUUGCGACAACGAAAAGUGAUGUGUAUGCUUUCGGUGUCGUUCUUUUUGAGCUUAUAUCUGGAAAGGAGGCAAUUAUACGAACUGAGGGAACAACUAUGAGAAAUCCUGAAAGACGUUCACUAGCAUCAGUUAUGUUAGCUGUUCUUCGGAACGCUCCUGAUUCUAUGAAUAUGGCAAGUUUGAAAGAUCAAGUUGAUCCAAGUAUGAUGGAUUUGUAUCCUCAUGACUGUCUAUUCAAGGUGGCCAUGUUGGCAAAGCAGUGUGUGGAUGAGGAUCCCAUCUUACGACCCGACAUGAAGCAAGUCGUAAUAUCCUUGUCGCAGAUCCUACUGUCUUCGGUCGAAUGGGAAGCGACUCUAGCUGGUAACAGCCAAGUUUUUAGUGGCCUAGUCCAAGGAAGAUAGUUUUGAAACUACAUCAGCUCAACCCACCAUCCUGAUUCAUCUUCCCUAAAUUGUAUAGCAGAAGUGGUAGCAGCAGCCCAUCGGUAGAGUCAUCGUCUUCUAAGCGAUAACCGUUCGAUAUUAUUGUGAUAUCAAAUUUUGGCAUCCGCUGCUACCUAUUCCCGGGAUGGGGUUAAGAUAGAGCUUUCUGAGCUUUUUUCCCUAGUCCUAAGUAAAGAACAGUUAUGUUGAAUAAUCUACCUCUGGCUUUCUAAAGGUUAUGGGUAUUCGAGGUUUCUCGGACAUACCGAAAAAGAGUGUAUCGAAACAUGGGUGUCGGGGAUCUAGUCUUGUACAUCACAUAAAAUUCUGUCUACAAACUUGAAA